This is a messenger RNA of Guyanagaster necrorhizus, 4755 nucleotides long. RefSeq lists its product as uncharacterized. The transcript has 16 exons. Gene Ontology annotation, molecular function: transcription coregulator activity. The record is from RefSeq and is a predicted model, not a curated record. Gene Ontology annotation, cellular component: mediator complex. Lineage: Eukaryota; Fungi; Basidiomycota; Agaricomycetes; Agaricales; Physalacriaceae. The coding region runs from base 1 to 4755 and encodes 1584 amino acids. Gene Ontology annotation, biological process: regulation of transcription by RNA polymerase II.
AUGAGAGGUCAUGAGCAGAGUUCGAUACCGCUUUUCAAGUCACAACCACCAGCAUGGCUUCCAAAGGCUCAUAGUGCAGGAGAUCUUGGAUAUCCUGGCUUCUACCCUCCUCAUUCAGGGCAGGAGGAAGAUAUUCUCUCGGAGUCAAAUAUCAAAAAUGGCUUCGUCCUUCUACCCAGUGUGCAGAUAGAAACAUACAGCGCUCAAAGCACCGUUACAGAGAGUUUGCAUGGACAGGAUACCAUCUCCAAGCUGGAAGAGUUAAUGAAUGAGGUGUUUUCUAGACGAUUGCAUCAAAUACCAUCUAUCCCUCUCUCCACCUUUCGUGUUCCUUCUCGGGUGACUUUAAAUGACACUAAACGUCAAGCCUGGUUCGCUGACCUCGCAAAUCCGGACGUUCCUCUCAAUAAGCUAGGGAAAAGUGUUCCCCAUGGGGCCAAAGGUCAUGACUUGCUCGACCUUCUCCAUUCCAACAACGUAGCUAUACCUCGAGCGGUGUGGUUUUUACGCGUGUUUGGAGCCAACGAAACAGCGGGUCUUCGAAAUAGGCCAUCAUAUAAUCCUACCCAAUACAGCGUGGAAUGGGCAGGCGUUGUAACAGGUUACAUGAAGAAACAACUGGCUGACAUCGCCCUCCCCAGUGCACCACGCCCUGGAAUGAAUAUUAAACAAACGUUCAAAGGUGUUUUGGCGGACACAGCUACCCGAGAUCGCUGGAUUUCUCGGUUCACUUACUGUCUCAAGCUUUUACGAGCUUUUUAUAAGGAAGGAUUAGUGGAUCGACGCACGUUUCUUGUUUGGGUUGUUCACCAGAUGGGAAUCUGUAACUUAGCCCAAGCGGGCUUCAUAGCACGCAUAGCAGAUGAGUACCUUGAAGGGAUGAUGAGCAGUCGACCUUUAAGCCGACCGUUUGUGGAAGCUUGUAUCUCAAAGUUAUCUGAAGUAAUUGGAUCCUCCUCUUCGAGGGAGUUCUUGGUUGACACUGAGGGCCUGCUGAAAGCUAUACUUCAGCGUUUUUGUCUAGCCUUACCUGAUGCUUUUGUCAGCCCGAGGACGUGGGCCACACAUUCUGGCCUUUUGAACACCGUUUUGACAGAAAACAUAAUGGAUCAAACCUUGGAUGGUCAAAAUCCAAACGAGAUCCAGCAGGUCUUAAUAAGGCAUGUUUCCGAUAUUCAACGGCGCAAUGAAGCCAUGCUUUUCUACAAUCUACCUCCACUUGCGUCGGAUCGUCUUGGCUCAUCGGUACUAGACAUCAAGCUUCUCAAUUCGAUAUCAAGGACAAUGGAUAUUAAUUCAAUAUCUUUCUUUUCGGAUAGCGUUCUGGACGAUCCAAAGCACAAGCUAGACAUGUUGCUAACAUGGAGCGUUACACCUCUUCAGUUUGGCGAUCAUAGACCCUUUGCUGCAGUCACUUUAAUCCGAAACUGGCGUCAGCGUGCUGGCGAGCGAGCCUUGCGACGGGAGGACCGAUCACCAGAUGAAUUUAUACAAGAUCAACUGUUCAGCUGGCUUGAUUCGUCAGAGGUGGCUGGAGACCCGAAGAAUAUUCGUGCUGUUGCUCUGUUAUUCGGUAAACUCAUACAACGUGAAUUGUUUUCUUAUGGAAGCUACAUACAACGUCUUAUUGCCCGUGGAGAAGAGGGGUUGUCUUUCAAAGAUGCUGUAGAAUCGCGGCACCGUCUUUUUCUUCGCUGGAUCUCACUGUCGGAACCUUCGCAACUGAACCAAAGAAAGGUCACUUUAUAUGGUGUCCGUGCGAGAGACACACCCGAGGAAGUCACAGAACGGCAAAUGCGACAGGAAAUUAGAGCAGUGAUGCCACAGCUGUUUGAAUGUGGCUCCGAAACUUUGUUAAAGUCUCCCAACGAUCUCUUUCGGUGUUGCCAGACGUUCGUCUCUUCACCCCUCUACGAGCAGGUACGUACAUUGAAACUGUGGCUCUUACCGAUUUUGGAGAAAAACAUUUCGAGUUCAUCUGAGAUUGAUAAUAUGCUGAAAUCAUACUGCCUUGCUGUGGAACUCAUGGCUGAGACGAAGUGUUUCCGUUCAAUCUUGAAUCUCACCCUUUGUUUGCUGGAGCACGCAUCCACCACCGAUAGCCUAAAUACAGCGAUCGACACACUCCGCCGUUUUCAUACACUCUGGUCAUGCAUGGAUGUCGUCGGAUCAAUAGUGACGAGUCUACAGACCGCCCAUCAGAUCUGGAAAAGUAAAGGCAUGCAGACGCGUGUUCUACUCGUUCUUCUGAAAGAACUUGAUGACAAUCGAUUUCUCUCGGUCCAGGCGCGAGAUCAACUCAAUGCAGAAAUCUCCUACUAUUCAAUGACGCUUCAACCUGUCAUUGUAGGCCAUCCCGAACCAGUUCCCAGUGUCUUGCCCGAGAUACUUUUACUUGCAGGCGACUAUGAGGAAGAUGCCCCUUCCACUCUCGCUAACGGCCUAUGGAUAAAGUAUCGUAUGUCAUUUGAUUGGGCAUGGAAAGUUUGGGACAAUACCAUUGCCAGUCUUCGACAAAUUCCUUUCAUGGCCCCAGAUACCGAGGGUAGAAGGGGCUGUGCCUUACGAUAUGCAACAUUUCUCCGCCAUGUAGAUCACCUUCUUCCUACCGGUCUUGAUGAUCACGUCCUCGGAUGGUUCCUAGGACCGGGUAAAAGCGAGGUCAUAAAUCUGACUGCCGACGUUUGGGAUAUCGUCACCCUCCUUUUACUCUGCUUGGUGGUUCAUGGCGCUCUAAAGACCACAACAAUCAUGACUGGCCUUGUAUAUCCUGCGUGGCAAUGCGCCUCAUCGUCUGUGGAAUUGCCACCGCAACAGAUGGAGGUUUUUCUCGCCGCUGCUAACAACCUCGUUCAAGGGCUGUUGCUUCGUGGUGAGGGUAGUUCUGGAAUCAUGCCACCAUGUGAUCUUUUCGACGUUCAGCGGCUACAAACCAGAAAACAAGAUGUCUACUGCGAGCCGCAUUUUCCUGUUUUGGUGUCGAAUAUCCCUGUUCUGGUAUCCUUAGAGAACAACGAAAAGAUCCCAGAACAUCUACGUAUAGAGCUGAAAGUCAUACGGCACUCGCUCUAUGAAGAUGACAACUUUCGACAGGGCACCUUUCGCAAUUUAGACGCUCUCCGGGAGGCGUUUGAACAAGCUAUGCGGCUUAAGGAGAACACGAGUCCAGAAGUAGGUGACCGGACUAUGGCUGCUCUACGCAUGAUCUUUUCUGAGGCCCCAGAUGAAGACAUUGAAAUAUCCAGUUGGCCCGAAAAAUCUUCAUUUUUAAGCCCUUGGAUGAUAUCCGCCACUACGAUUCAACUGCAGUUUUUCCUUAAGCAGAUGGAACGUUCUAUCAACAAAGAAUCACACGCCUAUGACACGGCUUGUAUGACGCUGGACAAAUUGACUUCCGUUAUCUUCGACCACACACUUUCGUCUGAUGAAGCUUGUUUCGUUACUGAAAUGACACAAGGCGUAGGUUCUGCGGUGGCGGGAAAGAUAAUCAACAACGGCUUACGAUUUUUGACCGAUGUCCUUCGUGAUCCAUCCUCAGACACGGGCACUUCUCUGGCUCGUGCUGGGGAGUCGUUCAGGAUCUUGAUCUACGUUGCGGAGCCUCUGCGGCAAGAGUCCGCUCAUCUUCCUGUUCUUGAUUCCGAUGUCCAGGAUAUGUUCUUUUCGACCCUCUGUAGCAAGUUUGCUAGCAUCGAAGAAGCGACUCAUAAUCCGGAUGCAAUGACUGUUGAUCAGACGGACUUUACACAAGAGGUGGUUCUUUUGGCGAGGUUCCUGCAGUUUGACUUGAGCUUCGAAGGUGCAUGGACGGCAAGCACCACGGAGUCAAGUCGCAAAUUGUGCACAAGUCUGUAUCGGCUUACCCUGCUGUUUGCCUCAGGAAAAAACUUCGACCCCAUAACCUACCCACUUCUUCUCGAUACUCUAUAUUAUCUUAUCGAUGAAGCGCCUACUUUGACGAAAAUGAAUGCUUUUGACCCAUUCAUUAAUUAUCCAGAGAUCACCCCUUCUGACUUUGCACCAGAUAUACCGUUUCAUUAUCUCACGCAACUACGUUCAUUAUCACCCCAUGUUCCUGCCGUCUCUUCCGUUGCGGAUUUAGCGUCCUGUCAUCGAGACCCAUCGGGCAAACAUGUACAGGACGCUCCUGUGGUAAAUCGACCAUGGGAAUGGAUAGAGAACCUUGGAGAGCCGUCCGUUCCGGAGGAGCGAUUCCGCGAAGGCAACGAUAGAAUAAAGUAUCAAGUAAAGAACUCCGGCUCGAUCUCUUUGGAUAGCUUUGGGGCGCGAAUGACAGGUGAGGGGAUCAUCACAACCAAAGAUGAUGACGAGAGGAUAGAAGCGAACAUGAGAAUGUUUGAAGAUGGUUUAUCAGCUGAUAAUGUGUUCAAGCGUGACUGGCGGGAGACGAGGCUGGCGGUCGAGGAGGUGGGAGUGGCAUUGUCUGGGGGUUGCAAGACGGGCAUGGGCGGGGGUCAGGAACUGGGAUCCCGGGGAGCGUCUCCAGGUGCUUCUUCGUCGCGUAUCGGGAAAAGCCCUGCCCGUUCAUCUUUGCACCGAUCUACGAACUCGACGAGGAGCGGGAGCGUUGAGAUCAUUGAUGUUGAUAGUGUGGCGUCUUCAACUAUACGGAAGGGGGUUAAGCGGAAAGGAGCAACGAGCGAUGAUGAGGUUAUCAUCGUUGAUGGCCCUUCCAAGGGCGGCAGCUCCAGUUCUACAAAGUCCAAGCCGAAACCAAAGGCGCGGAAACGUUGA